Messenger RNA from Vanessa atalanta (red admiral), 2251 nucleotides. RefSeq names its product putative serine protease K12H4.7. The transcript has 9 exons. Gene Ontology annotation, molecular function: serine-type exopeptidase activity; dipeptidyl-peptidase activity. Gene Ontology annotation, biological process: proteolysis. The record is from RefSeq and is a predicted model, not a curated record. NCBI's taxonomy places the organism in Eukaryota, Metazoa, Arthropoda, Insecta, Lepidoptera, Nymphalidae. The coding region runs from base 114 to 1412 and encodes 432 amino acids.
CCUUAACAUGGGCUGAACCUCGUCUGAUAGAUCCUCCUCUGCGAGUAGAUCUUCAACCCCCAGAAGAUUUUCGGUCUCUAUCGUCUAGAAAUGUUAAGACAGCCUGGAUUAAUAUGCCUAUUGAUCAUUUCGAUCCUCAAAACAAGGAUACUUAUCGAAUGCGAUUUAUGUUUAAUGAAGAAUUUUUUGGUGGAAAGGACUACCCUAUAUUUAUAUUAGUAGGCGGUGAAUGGGACAUAGUACCAGGAUGGUUGCAAGGCGGAAACAUGUACCUUAUGGCUCAAGAGAACAAAGGGUACCAGAUAUACACUGAACAUAGGUUUUACGGAGAGAGUCUGCCCUACAAAAACUUCACUACAGAAAAUCUUCGAUUCUUAAACGUAGAUCAGGCAUUAGCCGAUCUCGCAUACUUCAUAAAAGAAAUCAAGAAAGGGCCAAGAUUUACUAACAGCAAAGUGAUAUUAUACGGCGGUUCGUACGCUGCUAACAUGGUGCUGUGGUUCAAACAAAGGUACCCACACUUGGUUGUUGGUGGAGUUGCGUCGAGUGGUCCUAUUAUGGGGAAAGUGGAUUUUACAGAGUAUUUGGAAGUAGUUCACGAUGCAUUUUUAUCUGAAGGCGGAGAAGAGUGUAUGUCUAUUAUAAAUCAAGGAAUAAGUGAUACCAUCGCCGCCUUAGCUACAGAAUCCGGACGACAGUCCAUACAACGAGCGUACAGACUGUGCUCUCCACUGGUCCAUACGAACGAGUAUGAUCUGGGCUAUUUUUCGGGACUCAUCAGCUGGACUUUCUCCACGUCAGUGCAGCAGGCGCGUCCUAGCACUCUAACCGCUAUCUGCAGGAACUUUGUAUCCAACGGUUACGGUUCAACUCCGAUGGAACAGAUUGGAAAUUACAUAGCUAUAACUCGAAAUCUUGGCGACAAUUGUUGGCAAAUAGACUACGGGUCAUAUGUUGAGAGAUAUCGCAAUGAAAACUCUAAUUCUCGCGCGUGGUAUUACCAAACGUGCACCGAAUACGGUUACUACCAGACAGCUCCGCGCUCCAGGACUGUGUUCGAUCAACUCAGGUGGCUCAGCGUGCAUUUUUAUGUAGAUCUAUGUCAGCAAGUAUUCGACCAAAGAUUUGACGAAGCGUUCGUAUACGGUGCAGUGGAGCGAGUGAAUCUGGUGUUCGGCGGCCUGCAGCCUGACGUCAACAACACAAUCAACAUUCACGGCAGUGUGGACCCGUGGCACGCGCUCGGCGUGCACGACCGCGACCUUAAGGACGGGUCGCCCACCAUCACCGUGCCCCGAGCAUCUCAUUGUUUUGACAUGGGUAAUUGGCGGACCACAGACACGAUAAGAAUGACCAACGCACAACAAGCAGCAAGAAGACUUGUGGCUCAGUGGCUUUCGGAAACUGUUUAGAAUUAGAGAUAUUUUAAUAAUACUCAUGUUUUUGUUUGAAAUGUUAUAUUUAUUUUAUUAAUGGUUUCUCUUAUACUGUAAGGGUUUUAUAAAUAAAAAAUCACUUCAAAUUCCCGAUAGUGUGCCGGGAAAACACAGUUUAAUAUUAGUUUAAAACUCCACAUUCAGACAAAUUGAAAAUACACAGAAUUUAGGAAUUACAAACUUCAACAGGUCGAAAAAUAUAAUCGAAAUGAACUCUACCCGCCCUACAGAGCGUCUAGGAUAAUUUUUUAGAUAAUUUCAUUUAAUGUAGAGAUAUUACGACUACGCUUAUCACUGGCGGAAUCAUAAUGGAUAUUGUAUUAAAUGCACAGUGUACUACUGCCCCGGACGAGUCGGUGUGUUUUCAAAAUGGCUCUUUUCCACGUCGAAUCCUUUUCAGAAACACAACACAAAUUGUACUGCGCAGAAGGCGACGCGGGCAUUUUUUUAUUAGGUGCACUUACAACAAAGUAUUCGACACUUAGUAUCUUAUGUAGUAAUUAGUAUGCUUAAGACUGAAAAUAUUGCCUUACUCCACAGUACUAUAUUUGCAGUAAAGCGAGAAAAAGCGAGACGAUAUCGCAUCGUCCCUCUAACUCGCUCUACUGUGACGCAACCGAGGAAGUAGUCUACUCUACAGGAACAUCAUAGCACUAACAUUAUCACAAGCUCACUCACAAUGAAAAUCAUUCGAGAUAUAUAUUGGCAGUCCAUUGUUUAAAUUGCGAAACUUUGUCAAUGUAAAAUGUGACAAAAUAAAAAAAAACGGGAUAUAAUUUAAAAAAACAAUACAGAUAUGUUAAAUGGCAGGCAAA